Messenger RNA from Populus euphratica (Euphrates poplar), 951 nucleotides. The record is from RefSeq and is a predicted model, not a curated record. NCBI's taxonomy places the organism in Eukaryota, Viridiplantae, Streptophyta, Magnoliopsida, Malpighiales, Salicaceae.
AUGGCGAGGAGGGAGUUCAUGUCCACUACUCAGGUGCUGAUGGUAGUGUUUCUUGUAUUUUUCAUGUUUCAAAGCAAAGUGGCUUCCAGGAUUGGCAUGGGUUGUACUCUUGCUUGUCAUGUUGAUGAAGGAACAAGAACACAAGAGCAUGCAGAUACGGAAGAUGAUUCAGGAGAUGAAAAUGGACAAGGAGAUUAUGAUUACUACAGAAGUAUAGUCAAGGGGUUCGUUCCAUCGAGUCCACUUUUUGGAAACUCACUCUCUUUAUAUCUCUGGGGCAUACCUGGUCUGCAAUUGUGUGGACAUAUUCCUAAGAAAGUCCCUCGAUUAUUUUCACAAGUCUCAGGAGAUGAAUCUGAAGAUUCUCCUAGUGCGAAAAGGAUGGUGCCACGCCUCCAUUGUGUUGUUAUUCAUGGGAAACUCACAGUCUAUGACUAUCUGCAGAACUCCCCUCCGACAGAGCCAAAACCCCAUCUAGUCAAAGAGGCGAGGGAAGCUCUGUUGAGGCAUCUCACAUCUAUUCUUGGCAAUGAUGGGGUAGCAGCUCAUUUCAUGUUGUUGCAUCUUCUGUCUAGGGUACAUGCCAGAGCAGAUAAUGUUGCUGUUGGGAAGCUUUCUUUGAACCUUACAUUAGCAAAGAGAUGGCAUCUAUAUUCAGCACUAAACCAAGUAUUGUCAUCAAGAAUCUUCUUCCCUUCGCAAAAUGCAUACCUCUGACUGUGGAAUAUCUCAACACAGCUUCUCUUGCUCCCAAAAAGGAUUAUCAAAUAAAUAGGUAGUGAAUUUAUAAAUUUUGCUUCUGCAAAUCUGUUGUCCUUUACAUAGUAUGUUAAAUUGGAACCACCAAUCUCUGGAAUGUCCCGUUUGAUUAUUUGUGCCCUUCUCCUAGGAGGGUGACUUCCCGUUGUAAUCAUUUCUUUGAAUUAAAAAGGCCUACUCGUAAUAUGUUAG